UCGUUCGAGUGCUCUGAUUCCAAUAUUUCCGACGGCCCGUGAAGGCAGCAACAGGAGCUCAUCUGUUGGACUGGGAAACUAAAAAGCGGAGCCAAGUAAAGACUUUUCAGUACUGCUAGCUAGCAGGCUAGCUUUUAAAGUCAACCGUCCAUUUGAGUUAGAAACUAGAAGUUGUUUAGUAACAGCGUCUCUUCCGUAGGACUUAUAGCAGUCGAACAAUGUAUUAGGGGCGUAAUUUAGUUGUGCUUAAAGUAAGAAGGCGGACAGCUUCUGGACAGCUGAAGCCUGUGGCUAGCUCGUUAGCUGGGAGAGAAGUGGAAGUGGAAGCAAGAAAAUGGAGCUGGACGACGCGGUCCUGUACCAGGACGACUCGGGCACCUCGACUAUGAUGUCUGAGCGGGUCUCUGGGCUGGCCAGCUCGAUAUACCGUGAGUUUGAGCGGCUUAUCGGAAAAUAUGACGAAGACGUGGUGAAAGAGCUGAUGCCGCUGGUCGUCGCCGUGCUGGAGAACUUGGACUCGGUGUUUGCUGUCAACCAGGAGCACGAAGUGGAGCUGGAGCUGCUGAAGGAGGACAACGAGCAGCUCGUUACCCAGUACGAACGAGAGAAGGCACUGAGGAAACAUGCCGAAGAGAGGUACAUUGCCUUGGAAGAUUCCCAGGAAGGUGAGAAGAAGGACCUCCAGGGUCGACUGGUGAUGCUGGAGUCACACACACGCCAGCUAGAGAUGAAGACGAAAAACUAUGCAGACCAGAUUAGCAGAUUAGAGGAGAGAGAAUCAGAGCUCAGGAAGGAAUACAAUGCCCUCCAUCAAAGACACACAGAGAUGAUUCACAGCUACAUGGAGCACCUGGAACGAACUAAACAUCAACAUACAGCAGCAGCAGUAGAGCCCUCAGACACAGGCACAUCAGCCAGAGCACGGAAGGAGCGUCCCAUCUCCAUGGGUAUAUUCCCACUUCCUGCUACUGAUGGUAUGACCCCUGACCUCCAGAGGGAACCUGUAGAAACCCCGACCGAGCCCUGGAGAUUUAACGACCUCAGCCACCCGCGCUCCAACACCAGCCUCAAGGAUGAAAUGGCCAGUGCAAGGCGACCAGGCUCCAAAUCCAGCACCCCAACCAACCAAGGAAGUGGAUCUAAAAGUGGCGCUCCAACAUCUUUGCAAGGCGGCUCCAAAUCCAACACCUCGCUGUCCUCUCAGGGUGGCACCUCAAAAUCAAACACCCCCAUGUCUACACGCAGUGGUAGCUCCCAGUCCACCACACCAGUGUCUCCCCAUGACAGAGCCACUCCCAUGUCCGGUCUCGAGGGGGAGCCUGCCUCAGAUGUUGUUAUGAAUUCUGUGGACACACCCCUACAGGAACAAGAAGCUUUGGAUGGUCUCAACAAGAACUUAGACUGGAACAGCGGUAAGCCGGACAGCAGCAAGAACAUCUCAGCUGUGCAAGGUGGACAGGGCGGUCAGGACUUUGUCACCACACCUCUCACAAGCGAUGAUGGAACAGACAACCUGGAGAAGUCUGAGGUGCAGGCCAUCAUAGAGUCGACUCCUGAGCUGGACAUGGACCUUGGCAGCUGCAGAGGAACAAGCACACCAACCAAAGGUGGCAUAGAGAACCUGGCGUUUGACCGUAACACUGAAUCUCUGUUUGAGGAGCUGUCUUCAGCAGGAAACGACCUCAUAGGAGACGUGGAUGAAGGGGCCGACCUGCUUGGUAUGGGUCGAGAAGUUGAACAUCUCAUCCAAGAGAAUGCUCAGCUGCUGGAAACCAAAAAUGCUUUAAAUGUGGUAAAAAAUGACCUGAUAGCGCGGGUAGAUGAGCUGUCAUGUGAGAAGGAGGUUCUACAGGGGGAGCUGGACGCCGUCACUCAGGCCAAGACAAAACUGGAGGAGAGGAACAAGGAAUUAGAGGAGGAACUGAAGAAGCUGCGAGCAGAUCUGGAGGAGGCCAAACAGAAGGCCAAGAAUGACAAUGAGGAUGAUAGUGAUGUUCCUACAGCGCAGAGGAAGCGCUUCACCCGGGUGGAGAUGGCCAGAGUCCUGAUGGAGAGGAACCAGUACAAGGAGAGGCUGAUGGAGCUGCAGGAAGCUGUCAGAUGGACAGAGAUGAUUCGGGCAUCAAGAGAGAACCCCGCUCUCACAGAGAAGAAGAAAUCCAGUCUCUGGCAGUUAAGUUUCAGCCGUUUGUUCAGUUCAUCGGGCGGAGCAGCCAAGAAGCCGACAACGGAGGCCCCGGUCAAUGUCAAGUACAACGCGCCCACCUCUCAGAUCCAGCCGUCCGUCAAGAAGAGGAGCAGCACCCUGCAGCAGCUGCCCAGUGACAAGAGCAAAGCCUUCGACUUCCUUAAUGAGGAAGUGGUGACUGAAAAUGUGGUGUCCAGGCGAGAGCAGAAGAGGGCACAGUACCAGCAGGUCAAAGCCCAUGUCCAGAAGGAAGAUGGCAGGGUGCAGGCUUAUGGCUGGAGCCUGCCCAAGAAGUAUAAAGUGGCCAACGGGGGUCAGACAGAGAGCAAGAUGAAGAAUCUGCCCGUACCUGUCUACCUCAGACCGCUGGACGAGAAAGAUGCUUCUAUGAAGCUGUGGUGUGCAGUGGGCGUGAACCUGUCUGGAGGGAAAACCCGAGAUGGUGGUUCGAUCGUUGGAGCCAGUGUGUUUUACAACGACGUGCCGGGACCAGAGAGUCCUCAGAGGAAGACAGGAUCUCAGAGCAGCCUGGACAAACUGGAUCAGGAGCUCAAGGAGCAGCAGAAGGAGCUGCGGCAGCAAGACGAGUUGUCAUCGCUGGUGUGGAUCUGCACCAGCACCCAAUCUACCACUAAAGUCAUCGUCAUCGAUGCCAAUCAGCCUGGAAACAUCCUGGAGAGCUUCUUUGUUUGUAACUCCCACGUCCUGUGCAUCGCCAGUGUACCAGGUGCAAGAGAGACAGACUACCCAGCUGGAGAAGAGGUACCGCAGAACUCUGAGGCAGGACCCGUUGGGGAUGGCUGCUUGUCAACAGCCGACUCAGCCAAUAGCAGCUCAGCAGGCGGGGACGGCAUGCUUGAAGGCAUCACUGUGGUUGGCUGUGCUGCUGAGGGGACAGUGGCCAUUCCUCAGACAGCAGAGAGACUGUCAGAGGCAGAAGGAGAAACAGAAUCCAGGCCAGCAGAGGAAGCAACUGAGGCGAUGGAGGCGAGUGCGGGACCUGCUGACCAGAGAGAGGGCCUGAGGGGAGUCUACACCGAACACGUCUUCACUGAUCCACUGGGAGCCCAGCAGACAGCCAAGACUCCAGCCAGCUACACACAGAGGGAAUGUGAUCUGGUAAAAGACGGCGUCAGUUCAAAUCCCAGCGCUGAAGAACAGGACCUGAUGAGAGAAGAGGCCCAGAAGAUGAGUAGUGUCCUGCCCACCAUGUGGCUGGGAGCUCAAAACGGGUGUGUGUACGUCCACUCUUCUGUGGCUCAGUGGAAGAAAUGUCUCCACUCUAUAAAGCUGAAGGACUCCGUCCUUGGCAUUGUGCAUGUUAAAGGCCGUGUACUGGUCGGUCUGUCUGACGGCACAUUAGCCAUCUUCCACAGAGGAGUAGAUGGACAAUGGGACCUGACCAACUACCAUCUGUUAGACUUGGGCAGACCCCACCACUCCAUCCGCUGCAUGACUGUGGUGCAUGACAAGGUCUGGUGUGGCUACAGGAACAAAAUCUAUGUGGUGCAGCCCAAAGCCAUGAGGAUAGAGAAGUCAUUUGAUGCCCACCCUCGUAAGGAGAGCCAGGUACGUCAGCUGGCCUGGGACGGUGACGGUAUCUGGGUGUCCAUCAGACUCGACUCCACACUCAGGCUGUUCCAUGCCCACACCUACCAGCAUCUGCAGGACGUCGACAUUGAGCCCUACGUCAGCAAGAUGCUGGGUACGGGGAAGCUGGGCUUCUCGUUUGUGCGGAUCACAGCUCUCACUGUGUCAUGUAAUCGUCUCUGGAUCGGCACAGGCAAUGGCGUCAUCAUCUCCAUCCCUCUGACAGAGACGGCCAACAAGGCGACCUCAGGAGCAGGAAACCAUCCAGGAAGUGUAGUUCGUGUCUACGGUGACGACAGCAGCGACAAAGUGACAGCCGGGACCUUCGUGCCCUACUGCUCCAUGGCUCACGCUCAGCUCUGUUUCCACGGUCAUCGGGAUGCUGUCAAAUUCUUCACCGCCGUCCCAGGUCAUGCAGUCCCAUCUGCGUCCAGUGGAGGUGAGGCUGUGGGUGACAAGGCCACAGACGCCACUUCUCAGGAGGGAACCAGGUCUAUGCUGGUCAUGAGCGGAGGAGAAGGCUACAUUGACUUCAGGAUGGGCGAUGAGGGCGGCGAGGCAGAGGAGAUGGUGGAGCCCUCCAUGAAACUGCAGCCCUUCCUGGCCAAAGCCGAGCGCAGCCACCUCAUCGUCUGGCAGGUCAUGGUCAAUGAGGACUGAACUGCGACCUCUGACCUGUGACGCCCGACUUUUCCUUUUGGCUCAUGGAGGGGGACGUUCAGGUGGACACUCCCCUCCCCCCCCAGAAGGCACACGUCUAAGAUCAGCACUUUCUCCUCAAAUACUCACUUGAACCGUAACGGUGAAAUGAGCAAAAACCUGCUCUUGGAUCUUUCUCAGUAGUAAACCUGGGCGGAGGGGUGGACAAGCAGUCCAAAACGAUUCACGCAACUGCAUGUUUAUUUUGUUUGUUUUUUAAAAUUUUUUCUCCAUUAUUAUUUUUUUAUUAUUAUUUUUUCUUUUUUAUUUCAUGGAUCGGAAUUGAAAUCCAAUAUUAUGCCUCUUGCUCUUCUAAUAUUAUUUGAUUUAAUGCUAUUAUUGAAUUCAAACCAAUACUUUUUGUUUGUUUGUUUUAUUUGCUCAAAAACUGCACCUAAUUUUCUAACUGACGUUUUCAGGUUACCUCCCCUUGUCCACUUGCUGUGUGCUGAUGCUGGCCUCAGUGUUUGUCAGGGGACAUCCAGUUUGUUAAGAAGAGAAAAGGUUGGUUUGUUGCACACCAAAUUGCCUGAAUGUUCCCAGUGUUCAAUAACAAUAAAAGCAUGGGGCAAUCACACUUGGGAGCCAAUCAAAAAUGGCAAACUCCAGAUCCCAUUUCAAUAAUAACUUUUUUUUCCCCCCUUGAGAACUUGGCUUUUGAUUGUAUGCAAGACAAUUGAAUCGAUCGCCAGUAGUCUCCGGGUCUGGAUCUUGUUUAAGACAAAUGCAAUACAUCAGACCCGUCUUGUUAGUAGCUGCUCAAGCAGAGGACGGCCCUGCUCAAAGACUUCUCCUCAUGUCCGACCCCUCCUUGAGGUAGCAGUUUUCUUUUUAGGUUCGACACUGACAAUGGCAAAAUUGCUAAAUAAGUAGUGAAAAGCAACAGCUACCUCUGCAUCUACUACUUCUCACGACAUGCAUCCUCCCUUCCUUGGCAAAAAAAAAAAAAAAAAAAAAAUGGUUGUGGUUUGAAUUGUGAAGACCAUCCUUUGACUUUGAUUAGAUAUUAAUUACAUUUUUACCUCAAGGAAGGAAGGACGGGCAAAAGGAUGGAAAGGUGUGCUGUAGAAGGGUUUGACCAGGGCUUUUUAGGUGUCAUUGGUCCUCUGCUCCCUGGUUUAAACUCCCACCAGCUUGAGCUAGUCGACACUUUACUGAUAUCUACGACUGCCUUAGGUAUCGAGGUUUGAAAGAGCUAAGUUAUAGACUUUUCAAGUGUGAAAGUAUUUAUUCUUUCAUGAAAGAAUGUUACAUGUUUGCUACCAAAGGAAAAAAAGAACUAAAAGAUGGAUAGAUAGCAACAUAAUAGUGUGUCAUCUCACCCCAUACCGUGGCACCCUUUCAGCAGCAUGUUUGAUUUGCCUCCCUGUAGAUAACAAGCAAGUCUUUGUAACAAUUCCUGAUGUAUAGAUAGAUAUAUUUUUAGACUUUACUAUUUGCAAACUGAUAAGAAAUAUUCUUUGGGUAUGAAAGAGUAAUACAUGCUGGACCUAUUGCUAUGAGAAAUAUACUAGAAGAGAAAAUACGACAAGCAGGAGCAUUGAGGAUUACCUAAACGUCCUCAAAAAUCCUUGACAUUUAGAGGUCAAAAACUCAAGGCUGACAUUUUUUGGCUUUGCAGAGCUGUUUUACCCCUUUUCUACUUGUACGAUGUUGAUUAACUGAAGUUCUCAGUGAGAUUCCCUCCUGUUGCUUCUGGCAAACAUUUCAGAAAAUGUUUUAAGCCUAUUUUUAUGAACUUUUUGUAUGUCUGUCUUUUAGACCGCUCUCUCUCAAAUGGCAGCCUCACUCCAUCUCGUGCACACUUGUCUGGCCCGGCUGGCACAAAUGCACAAGAUGUCGGGCGGGGUGUCAUUUGAGACAUGCCCUGUAUGUUUUGCCUCUGUGUACCAGUAGACAGGACUGGUAUGUUUUGUUUGGUUUGGUUUUUCUCUCUGUAUUGAAGCGUAUGAGAGGAGGUCAGUCCUCAUGCGAGUGUGUGUGCGUGCGCAUGUCUCUUCUCUCCAGGAGAGAAGAGGAAACGUAUUGCAGUUUAGCCGUUUCAGUAUUUAUUUCAGUGAAUGAGCCUUUGCAAUUCAGAAUGUAACUUUGUACAUUGAAUAUGAAUAUAUAUGAUUAUAUAUGUGUAAGAAACAUGAAAAUGGCUUGGGGUUUAUUGUUUUGACAACGGUUGUUGCUGUUGAAAUGAUGACUUUGAUUUAGAGGGGGUAACUUUCCUGAGCUAUGCACUAUCUGUAGGGGAGUGGAGGUGAGUGAGUGGGGUUGGUCUGAGGCCUGUCGUCUGUGUAGAGUGCCCCGGGUCGAGCUUGACCUCGCACACUGACAGAUCACUUUUCAAUCCCAAAGCGG
Molecule: messenger RNA, 6826 nt
Organism: Myripristis murdjan (pinecone soldierfish)
Lineage: Eukaryota; Metazoa; Chordata; Actinopteri; Holocentriformes; Holocentridae
Gene: spag9b
Product: sperm associated antigen 9b
Exons: 30
Coding region: 335-4438 (1367 amino acids)
Biological process (GO): vesicle-mediated transport
Cellular component (GO): cytoplasm
Molecular function (GO): MAP kinase scaffold activity; kinesin binding; signaling receptor complex adaptor activity
Source: RefSeq, a predicted model, not a curated record